AUGGCUGCGGCGUGCUCGCUCUCCAACAUGCCCUGGCUCUUCGCGAGUGCCGCGAAGGGGUCCGGCGCCUUGAAGGCGCGCGCCGGAUUCUACCAGCCGGGCCGCCCCGUCACGGAGCACGCUGCACUAUGUUUUGCUAGUGCUUGCGUCAAGAUGUCCACUUCCACGUGGGGCGAGCAAGGAUCCAGCAUGCAGUGCAUCCAGAAAUCAGCGGGCAACGAAUGCUACAUCCACGUGAAAUGCCGCCUGGACAAUGACCUGACCAACAAAGCGCUCGAGGCCCAGCGAAAGAAGUUCAAGAUGGCACUGACGACUGCGUUCGCGGGAAUCCCCGAGGGCCGCCGCAUGGCGCGCGCCAGCGACAUCCUCGGCCGAACUACGGCAAGGUCACCUCCUGGUCAACUUGUCAAACGCUGGGUUCGUCGCCGCUGCGGCGGUGGCAUGCCGGGCCACUCGGGCCGCGAACAGUGGCGCGCGCUGCUGGCGGAGCUGCAGUGGCGCAAGAUGAACGCGCACAAGACGUUGGAUUGGGGACGCACGUACUUCGCGCCGUUUGCCGCGUUUGCCGACGCCUACAAACCGCUCCAGUCCGCUGAUCCCUUCGAGUUCUUCGAGAAGGAGCUCGGCUCGGAUUGCGACGAGCUUCUCAAGCUCAAGGCGGCGGUGCAGGCCAAGAAGGAGGCGCAGGCAGCUGCUGCCGGCGCGGGUGCCCCGCAGAAGGCGCCACUCCUUGAGGAGGAAGUGCGGGCCAAAGGAGUGGCUUGCAGGAGGGCGCUGGCAUGGCUUGAGACCUGCUCGGCCCGCGUUCUGGAGGGCCAGCAGUGGCUCGCCGACGCCCAGGCCGCAGAGGGCGAGGCGGCCGCCAGCGCCCAUGCGGCGCAGCAGGACUGGGAGGCGGCCUGCGCCAAGCAGGUCAAGGCCUCGGCGCCGCCGUCAGCGGCGCCACCCUCUUCUUCGGCGAUCAACCUUUCGACGCUCGUCGACGAGGGCUCGCUUCAGAUCGUGGACGGGCCGCUGUUCGAUCUCUCGGGCCUGGAGCUCGAUGAGCAGGCACGCGUGGGCUGGGAGCGCAUCAAGCAGGAGCUGGCCGACAGCGUCCAGACCAAGGUCCAGGAAGUCCUCGGUCCCUCGGCGCAGCGCAUCCUGGAGCUUCGUGAGGAGGCUCGCAAGCUGCGCGCCAGGGAGGAGGCCAAGCGCAGGCGCGUGGGCGGCAGCGAUCGAGACAGCUACAGCACCGUUGGAGGUGAGCAGUUCGCCGACUGCGGCUCAAGGCUCGGCGGCGCGUGCACCGCAGUCAAGACGUUCAUCGCGUUCUGCGUCGCGCGGAGCUACGCCAUCCCCGAGUGUGAGGAUUUCGGCCACUCGUACUUCUUCGCGCGCAUCGGGUCAAGCCUCGCUGACGGGUGCGCUUGGCGGGCUGGCGUGGGCGGCGUUGCGGCUGGGGCCGCGGCGCCUCCCGUGAGGUUCCCACCCAUCGAGGCGGCGCGGGCCAGCAGCCCCCCGGCGGGGGACGACCGCCUCGGGAGGUACCUGCUGGAGCUGUGGGGCAAGUGCCGGCAAUCGGAGGAUGCCACCGUCUGCCGUGCCGAGCUGGAGCGGACCCUGGUCGAGGUGGUCGGCCUCCAGGGCCAGGCCCGGGUGAUGGCCCAGCUCUGCCCGGGGAGUGCCGGCCAGAGCGAGCCGCCUGGCAGUUUGGACUUCCUGAGCUACUGGCAGGGCAUGGACCGCUUCUUCGCCACGAUGCAGCAGCGGUGGCCCGACGAGGGCGACCAUAGCGUCAGCGCCGACACGGUCCGUGGCCUGAAGCGCUUCCGCGACGGCCUCCUGGACCACUGGCGCGGGCAGGGCGCCACCGGCCUCGGCGGCAGCAUCGCCCCGGCGCAGCUGCUCGCCAUGCUAGGGGCCAUCCAGGCGGGAGCCCGAGACCAGCAGUACUGGCGGGUCAACAUGGCGGCCAUCGCCGACCUCGAGGGCGACGCGCGGGGCGUGCAGCCUUGCGACCUCGCGGACGCCAUUCACUGCUGGCUGGGCGAGAUCGUCGAGGGCGCUUCCUGCGGCCAGGAGCACGGCCGUGCUCCGCUCGACGCCCCGACGCCGUCGGCGGCCACGCCGCUGGCGACGCCGCUGGCGACGCCCGCGCCAGCGUCGGAGGCGGGCAGCUCCCACCCGAGGCGCUUCAGCGCCUCGUCGGACCGCGCCGAGGGGAUGGCGCCGAAGGAGCUGCAACGCGCGUACGAGGUCAUCGAGAGCCUGCGGGACCUCACGGACACGCGGAACUCCAGGGCACACAGGGCCCUGGAGGAGCUGGCGAGGCUGCAGGGCUCGCUGGGCCGGCAGCUGCACGCCCAGGAGGCCGAGAUCGGCAGGCUCCGGGAGAGCGGCGAGGCCCUGCGGCGGAAGCGGCAGGACCUCGAGGCCGAGCUGCUGCGGCAGGUGGAGGUCGCGGAGGGGCACAGCGACGCGGCCGCGGAGGCGGACGCGCAGAGGCGCCGCGCCAGCGUGCUGGAGCGCGAGCUCGCGGGGCUGCGGGAGCACCACGCGGAGAGCUGCCAGGAGGUGCAGCGGCUGCGGGCCCAGGUGGCCGAGUCGGAGCGGCAGCACGCGGACGUCAGGCGGCGCGAGUCGGUGUGGGGCCGCCGGUACGAGCAGCUCGAGCAGGAGACCGAGAGGACCGACGGCCACAGGCAGUGGAUGCAGGCGGAGCUCUCGCGGCAGGGGGCGCAGCUUGCCAGCGCGGAGGAGAUGGUGCGCCAGCUCCGCGGGGAGUCCGCGAGGCUCCGGGCGUCCUUCGAGGCGGCCGUGCGAGCGACGCGCAGCGCCAGCGCAUACGCGGCCGAGGAGGGCGAGUCCGCCGCGUGCCUCCGUGCGCUGCUGGAGGCCGCCACCGCCGCCGCGCCGCCGCCGCCGC
This is a messenger RNA of Prorocentrum cordatum, 2908 nucleotides long. Lineage: Eukaryota; Dinophyceae; Prorocentrales; Prorocentraceae. The record is from the annotation of a GenBank genome assembly.